AUGUCGGACAUUGAGAAGUCGUUCACGUAUCUCCAGGACAACCUACCGCAAUGGCUGCAGGAUAUUGCCAAUGUCGAAGAGAAGGUCACAGCCAUGCAAGAUGAAAACACAAAAGUACCCAUAUCACAGUCGCCGUUCGGGAAGCGCAGGACAGACUCAACCGCAUCCAUACGCCCAGCACUGGACGCCAUCGCAGAGGACGCAGCACCGUCGAAUGCAACCCCUACAGACGCCGUUGGAAGCCGCAAGCGCAAGUCUCUGUCCGUCUCGUCCGGUCGCGUGUCUGGCCCCUCCCGCCAUCGCCCACGAACAAUGGUCGUUGUGAGCUACGAUGGUGAUAUGCAAAAGUCUUUCGAGUUGUUGGUGCGAGCAAUAGGAACAGGACGCAACAUGCUGCGAAAGGCCAAGAUGGAGGCUAGGAUGAAUGAAAUGGCCACGCAGGCAGAGUCGAGUGAAGAGGACGACGACGACGUGGGCGACGAUGACGAAGAGGUCGACCUAUCCAAGGUCAACUACCGAGCGCGCAUGUCAUCACUACGCGCAAGGUCAGCAGCCAGGAGAAGCGGGCGACUCGGGGUCAGCAGCGGAGUAGAGACACCUGCGGUGCUGUUUGAUACCUCCGACAAGACAUUGGAACAAGCCCAAGAGCUGUGCGAAAAGGCAGCGCACCUCACACUACGCGACGGCGACUGCCGAAAAGAGCUGGAAGGAGUACGGAAGAACUUUGAGACUAUGUUAGAGACGGCCAAGGCUGAAGUCGAGAAAUGUAACGCACGCAAGGCACAACAUCCACCUGAGCUACAACCGCACGAGACCUCCGACACAUCCAUGUCUUCCUUGGAACCCGAGAUGCUGUAUAGAAAAGACACGCCACAAGACGCACUACCACUAUCUGAACUGGAUACCCGACCGAAGACUACACUACCCCAAGAGCCCACUGCUGCGCCUCAACCCCUCAAGAUUGUCGACAUCGAGGUUGAUCAAGACGACGACGACGAUUUCGUACUGCCGCCCGUCCGGCUAACAUCGCGACUCAACCGGCGAGACUAA
Messenger RNA from Alternaria atra, 1050 nucleotides. RefSeq lists its product as uncharacterized. The record is from RefSeq and is a predicted model, not a curated record. The transcript has a single exon. NCBI's taxonomy places the organism in Eukaryota, Fungi, Ascomycota, Dothideomycetes, Pleosporales, Pleosporaceae. The coding region runs from base 1 to 1050 and encodes 349 amino acids.